CCAUAGGCGUUCAGAAAGUUUGGUUAUAGGUGGUGGUGGUGGUGGUGGUGGUAAACUUUAUUGAAAAGGGGAAGGGGGAAUUCUUCGUGGGUUUUUCUUUUUUGUUUAACAUAGGUAGAACGAGUGUAGAACCUUAGGCAAUAACAUGAGCUUGGUGAAGCAACCCACCGCCCCGUUCCGAAGGGGACGCCCAUAGCAUCCAUCCAUUCACCCUUCCAUCCAUGUAUAGACAGCAGAAUAUCUGUGGAAGGAAUUUUGCUGGGUCCUGGCGCGCUGUUCGGCAGCUGCGUCAACCGCGAUUGUACGAUUUUUAUGUUUCUUUGACAUCGACUCGAGAAUCUCGGAACUCUGUGCAGACGGCACGUGAUGAAGCAGCAUUCUUUUGCGCUCUAGCCAAUCGUGCUUUCCACUGUUAUCUCGACACGCCUUAACAAGACGCCUGAAGGGGCUCGUCGAGUGGUGCGGUGGCGCGUUUCAUUUGAGCACUUCAGCGCGGCUGGAGCUACUUGCAGUCGAAACCGCUGUUUGCCUGGUCUGUACAGCUGCUCUGCGAUGGAACCCAACAAUGGAUCUCGUUGUGUCUACCUCGACUAUAAUGCAACUGCCCCCGUGGAGGAAGAGGUGCAGAAAUCCAUCAUAUAUGCCCUGCAGGUGGCUUGGGGAAAUCCAACAAGCAACCACGAUGGAGGAGCUGAAGCACGCAGGAUUAUAGAUGAAGCUCGUAUUUCAGUUGCGAACAUGAUUGGAGCAUCAUCACCAGAAAUUGUCUUCACAUCAGGAGGGACGGAGAGCAACAACAUGAUUAUUCAUUCACUUGUGCGUCACUUCAAGAAGACAAGGAGCAGCUUUGCAUCUCUCUCAAACUGCAGGAUUCCUCAUUUUAUCACGAGCAACAUUGAGCACAAUUCAAUCGUGCUCACAUUGAAAGACUUGUAUGAAGAUGAGCGCAUAGAUCUCACAAUUGUUCCUGUCUCAAAGGCCACUGGUAGUGUGUCUGCUGAAGAAAUUGUGUCGGCUAUUCGUCCUGAGACUUGCUUGAUCACCAUCAUGCUGGCAAACAAUGAAACUGGAAUAAUUCAGCCAGUUGAGACUAUUGGGACUCUUCUGAAAGAUGUCAACCAGCAAAGAAAGAAAGACAGCCUCCCGGAGGUUCUUUUUCACACGGAUGCUGCACAAGCACUUGGCAAAGUGGCUGUGAAUGUGGAUGUUCUGAAGGUGGACUAUUUGACCAUUGCAGGGCAUAAGUUCUAUGGACCUAGAACAGGAGCCCUGUACUUUCGAGACUCUAAGCCGCUGUAUCCACUCCUGUUUGGUGCAGGACAGGAAGGUGGUCUCAGGCCAGGGACGCCCAACACUUGCAUGAUUGCUGGAGUUGGAACAGCAGCAAAGCUAGUAGUCAAGAACCUGGACAUGUAUCAUCGGCUUAUGAAAGAUUCAAGAGACUAUUUGGAGGAAAAGCUGAAGGAGGUGUUCGGGCCCUUGGUGUCUUUCAACCAUAGAAAAGGAACCCAGGCCCUGCCAAACACCUGCAGUGUAUCAUUUGCCGGAAUGAAGGGUCCUGAAAUUUUGGCCAAGGCAAAGUAUGUUCUAGCGAGCACAGGGGCUGCAUGUCACCACACUGCAACCCCCUCAAGAGUGCUGUUGAAUUCUGGAGUCACGGAGGACAAUGCUCGUGGAACACUUCGACUGAGUACAGGGAGGACAACGGCUCGUGCUGAUGUGGAUGCUGCUGUCAGACUCCUUCAAGAUGCAGUGUCAGCUAUACUGAAGGAACAUUCUUCCGAGUAGUUGUACUGUCAGCAUAUGUUAAAACAUGAACAAGUGAAUAUAUGAUAAACUGCAACUUCAAAUUUGUACGUUUGGCUGCUUUUUGUGGCACAGGUGUAAUGUGAUGCUAAGUUCAGAAGCAGUAGCAUGUCUAACAUUUGACGCAGUUAUACUGCAUCAUACCUUUAAUUCUACACGAGAGGGGUUCUUACUUGUUCUUGUUUUAUUUUAUGCUCUAAUGCUACUUAACACUUCCUUUCUUUUGAUGGUUUGUUGGAUGCCUGAAACUUGUUCAGUAGCCUGCUGCAGUGGCUUAGUUACCGUAAUUACUCGAACCUAAGCCGACCCCCGAAUGUCCGAAGCCAGAAAAAAAAAAAAAAACUUACCUCAAAUGUAGACCAAACAAAAAAGUGAGGACAGCAUUUACAAAAUGAAAACAGCAUUUAUUUAAUAUGAACAAGCCGAGCUCACUCUACGUUAUCAUCGCUGCUAGCUUCGUCGCUAUAGCCCAGACCACACGCACGCUUGCGGACGCGCACUCGUGUAUGCGCAGACAGUGUGACACGACUCGCACGCAUCGAAACGCGGCGCGAUCUCGGUGAACAACUCCUUUCUGUUGUCGCGCACUUAUCUUCCUUAUCGCUGUCAUCUUGUUGCGGCUCACGCAAAAAGCGUCCCCUGUUGCCCUUCCCAUUGACGGACGUUUUUCUCAUCGAUUCUGAAGCCCCGCCCGGCUUGAACGAUUGACGAUGCCUCUGCGGCUAGCACAACUUUUCCUUUGAAAGCGGCACUAUAAUAGCAUCACCUGUUUGGUGUCAUUAUGAUAACACGAUAACAUCACGCUAUGGGAUACGCCCAUAGCGUGAUGUUAGGUUGCGAACGUAGUUCCCGCGCCUACUAGGGCGCCCCUCGCGGCGGCGAGCGCAGACCUGGCAGGAUGGGCGUCUUGCGCUGGAGUUUGAGGUAUAGUAGCGGCGCCUGGUGGCGGCGCGGGAAACGACAUCUGGGUCGUACCAGCUUGGGUCGUAUUGAGCCCUGGCUUUGGCGAAGCACGUUUCUAGGCCGAGUUUUGCGUCGAUUCGCACUUUUUUCUGCCCUGUUGCGAGUGCGAAAAGGCUCGUAACUUCUCACAGACCACGUCGACCACGCUGCGAGCUGGUCGCAGCCUAUAGUUUAACGAAAACGGACUCUCCGUGUGCCGUGGGACGUAACGCUGGAAGCAGAAGGGAUCGGCGACGCCGAUCCGGAAGGACCUAGCUCAGCAUCGAAAAAGCGUCACCGUCGAUACUGCUGCGUCGUGGGCUGCCAUGAACAAGAAGGCCUGAAUCCCAACAUCCGAUUCUAUCGUUUCCCUUCAAGGCCUCACGAAGCGGAGCGUCGGGCGUGCUGUAUAACUGCAGUUCGUCGCGCUGGGUAAGCGAAACUUCGCGCCAUGCUGACUGCUUCACCUGUCUUGAAGCUUGCUUGAUUAUAGAUCUGCGUUUCAAAAAUUUGGUCUUUUGCACCUACAGUCCCGACGGCAGACCGACAUAGCAGCAGGCAUGGCUGGUGAUUCACGAUUCGAAACCCGGCCACAGCGACAAUUAACAAUUCGACCGGUGCGAAGUGGUGAAGUGCCCAGGUGUGUGCAAAUGACCACAGAUGGCUGGGCUGAUUCGGUGACAAUUCACUACCCCACUACUAGCAGCACAGGUUAGAGAGUUAAAUGUGCUCAUACUUGACCUCAAGCCAGCAUGUUGAGGCAGCGCAGCAAGAUAGUAUUGAUUACAGCAGAUCGAUUUUCGAGCGUUGUCAUUAAAAGCUACAUGAAGCGAGCAGCGCACGAGCUCGCGCUGCAGCGCGAUUCGCACGUACGUGCGAGCUCAUAUGCAUUGCAUCAGUUAUUACCAGUUACUAAAAGGGACAGACGGCCGCUACUACAACGCAGGCAUAACUACUUGUUUAGCGGCAUGCAGUCAACAAAGAUUGCAGGAGACCCGCCGUUUCGCGGCAUGUCGAAAGACCGCUGCCGUCGCGGCGCGUACGAUCGUGCGCUCGAGCAGUUCGUACAUCGCGGCAUGCUGAAAGACCACUGCCGUCGCGGCGCGUGCCGUCGUGUGCUCAAGCAGUUCCGUACACAUGAUGUCUGCUUAUCGCUGCUGUGGAUUCAUUUAUAGCGAGCAUUUCCUCGCGUUUGUGCGCCUGAAUCUAGCAGCGUGCAAACCUUACCUGAAGUUCCACUUCGUACGCGACUCGCUUCACUUGCGAUUGACACCGCGCUAAAACUUCGCCGCUUAAUUCUUGAACGGCAUACACGUAUUCGGCACUGCAUAAUUUCUUGCCUUUACGCAGCGUGCCACUCCUGAAAAAUUCUUCGGCGCCCGAUAUUCGCUGCAGGCAGUGAUACAACACAACCGAAAGUGGCGGGUCCAUAUUGUAAACGUGCUUUCCGAAGCAGACGACCGAGCUUGGUACGACCCAUUUUAGGACAGAGCGCGCUCUUUAGCACCUUUUUCGCAGCGCCCCCUGGGCAAUGCAAGAGCCCCAUACGACCGGCCCGCUUGCGUUCGGAAAGCCUGUCUGUGCACUGUUUCGCGGGUAGCUGUUGGCUUUUCUGAGCAAUGCCGAAGUGCAACCCGAGCUGUUGCCUAGUGGACUGCAAGAGCACGUGCACCAACUCACGAGGAACAAAGUUUUACAGGUUUCCAAGCCAACCGUGUGAAGCAGAACGGCGUCAAUACUCUGGAUCGCGCACGUCCGACGGCAUACGCUGUUUUAUGUUCCGGCGUUAUGCCAAGUGCGUUAACGCUGAAUUCGUUGCUUUUACAGCAAUUAUGGCAGCAACGGGACACCAGUAGUGCUUACCAGGAUAUGCAGCAAACAAAGUUGUUUGUUUCCUCACUGUACCGCAGUAAAGCUGUGGAAUUCACUCUUUCCCGAUCAUCUUUCAAACAGCGCUAGGGCUUGUGAGAGCUACGAGGAGGGGUUGCAGCUGGCUCAGCUGGCAUACACCCUUCUGCGCCCAGCAUAUCAACUAAGGGGCAGUUGAGAUCACCAAAAUAUUUGACGACGUGGUUUAUUGGAACCUCCUUUGCACGCACUGAAAAAUCGCAACAUAAAAGCAUCGAACUUCCAGUAACUUGAGCGAAAAUUUCCUCACCUUUUUUGUGUUUGGGGAGAGCAAUGUUAGAAUACCUCGGGUAGGUCUUACGAGUCGUUCGUACAUCCCACGUUCUUGGAUGAGAUGUUUUGGAUUCGCAUUUGCCGUCCUGUAUGUACAAGGAAACUACCGCGGCGUGCUUGCACUUCCCUGCGAUGCCAGCACGGCAAUCGCAGCUCCCCGCUAGGAUUUGUCUGCUGCCGCCGAUCUUCAAGAAUCAAUGUCACCUAUAAUUUCAUGCGUCCACACCGUAGAUAACGAAGUAAAUUACGCUGCGCUUCACGCAUCUCGCUGGUGCGUUAUUUGUCGUUUGCGGAAUACACCUAGCAGUCACUUCCGAUCAUUGCGAGUUCAACACUUCCCUCACGUCGUAGACGUGCCCCACUUCAAGUAGACGACUUCCUUUCUCUAAAUUCUUUUCACGAAAAAAGCUGUCAAGAUCUUGUAAUUCCCGAAACUCGGUUAAAAUUAAUAUAGGUACGCUGUUUCGCGCCAUCGCUACCGUUUGACAGGGCGCCAAACACGUUGCGCGAGCUGCUGACGCCGUGAGUAAUCCUACCGCAUUCGCGCAACUAUUCGUCAGAUGGCGCUAGGGGUCGGAAAGACAUAAAGUCCCUCAACAGCGCCUCAAAAUAGAGGAGGCGUUGCCCUCAAUCUCCCAAAGUAGCGCCAUUCGCUUCCCUCCUCCUCCGCUCGGCGCGGCCUCGACGGUGGCGCCGCCGGUGGUGGGCCUGCUGUAGCAGACGACGGCUAACGCGCGACGUUGAGAGUUCGUAUUGCUGAAACACGACGCAAGCACGCGGCGUACUCAAACACGCACGUAAUUACCAAAGUUUCAGGUGUUGACAACGUGAAAGUAUGUGUACGUGGUUUCGUAGGUUCAUUCACGUACCUGCAGGACACUUUUUUUCGGUCACGUGUGAGAGAUUCCGGCUGUGUGCGGUCAGCAAUGCCUGGCAACAGGGCCGUUUUUUCAUUGCGGGGUGCUUUGGUAAUCGUGACGAUAUAUUGUUUUUUUUUUUUACAAGUACUGCUCCAGGAGGGCACAUGUAAUGGCUAACAGAGGCCUCUGAAGAGCACGUAACAUUACACUAAUGCAGGCGUCGCAGGGAGUGUUCGCAUACAAAAUUGGCUGCCCGCGAUCUUAUACCCCCUUGGCAUGCACAGGCUUCGGCGAGCCCCAUCCAGCGCUGGUUUUAGCUUUGGUGUUCCCAGUGCCGCUUUGGUGCGCCGGAGGCGCCGUCAAGAAUACGAAAUAAUGACAAGUUGUUACACUAGUAAAUAAAAUUUAUUGAAGAAAUACAAUUGCGCCGAGGCGUCAACUUCUAAAGCAGCGCUAGCGCGCGAGUAUUAUGGAACGCCAACGAGGAAUUUACCAGCCCACGUACGACUCUACGAUCAAAGUGCACGUUAAACAUCCCCAGGCGAGCUAGAUAAAGUUAUCCGGAACCAUCCACUACGACCUCCAUCCUAGCUUUAGUCGCUUCGGAACGUUAAAAACAUUAAUCACCACAAACCAAAUCUAUACAUCGGGCGUACAUUCGAAGCUAAAAGACUGCAUCGUAAGUCAUAGUGAGCCUUGCAAUAGCGUCGAGAAUGUGCUAACUUCUGGUGGAGCUCAAAACACACCCUGAAUAAAGUCGCUUUUAUGUCACAGGCCAGCUGCAGAUGCGUGCAUUUCACCGCAAGACGAUACUACAUGAAACAAAGAGAGCACAUUCGAAAAAAGAAAGUCAAACGACGCGCUAAAAACCACGCAGAGCAUGAACACCCACUUUUUCGAAGCGGAAGGCGUGAACUAGGCUCAAAAUCAGAGCUUGUGAGUAGCCGUGGCCCUUACUUCACUAAGCCGUGCGUUCUUUGCCACUUCCUCGAAGUCAGCCCGCCCGAUCCUGCGAAUCCACACUUCUUUUUGCGUUGCGCCCGCCGGACGGCAAAGCAAAAACCUUUUUGUCCUCGCUGUGUCUGUUGUGGCAACCGAAGGCGCAGCAGCAUGGAAUCGCAAUUAAGUUCUCGGCCCUGCACAUUCUAUUACGCUAACGCACUCCGUCAGUCCGCCUGCCGUACUUUCGUCGCGCAGGCCCAAGAAUGGAGGUCGGUGCGCGCUGGAAAGAAAAAAUAUACAAAAGCGCGGCGCCUGCUCCGCGCUGGAAAGAAAAAAAUAUACAAAAGCGCGGCGCCCGCUUCCACGUGACACAGAUUGGCCAAUGGGGGAGCGGAGGAGGCUGGGGCGACAGGAGGCGUGGAGGAGGACGCGCCAGGGUGAGCGGGGUGGCGGAAAGAUCUAAGAAUGGCGCUACUUUUGGAAAAUUGAGGGGCUUUAGAAAGACAGGGCGCCGCCUAGCACUUUCAACGUGCCCAUACGCCGAUACGACGCAGGUCAAAGUAGCGACGUCGCUCGUGUACUUCAGUUGGCUACUGGUGUGGCUAAUAACGGCUGCGAUACUGACUUUUCUAGAUGGUGCUAGCUGUGCACCAUAUUUGUCAUUUUAUGAUACAACCUGGCGUGUUUUUAAAAUCCUUGAAUCUAAGCCGACCCUAGAGUUUGGCAUAUGAUCACUAAAAAAAAACUGUCGGCCUAGAUUCGAAUAAAUACGUACUAUAGUCUUCUGCUGCUGAGUGUAAGCUUGCAGGUAUUAUACUCAGUGGUAGCGGCAGUACUAUGAUGGGGACUGAAUCCAAAAAAUGCUUGAGCUUUGGGGGCACAUAAAAAUAAUCUGGAGCCCUCCGCCAUUGCAUAUCUUAUGACUCUGUUGCUUUAAAAUCUUCAACUAAAUAAAUAAAUAAAUAGCAUUUAUUCAUUGCAAGAAGAGAUGAACUUUUCAAUGAACUUUGUUCAUAAAGGGAAAACGUCGUGUUAAGGGGUGUUGUGAUAGAAGCAGAGGCAUCUUUAGACAUCUGCAGUAAUGCAGCCAUCACAUUGACACUAUGCGACUACAUUUAACAGGUACUGAAAGGAGCUGAUUAAUGUGAAUGCUUUAUUAUUAGCACUGAAAAAAAUCCAAGUGGCGCUUCAUGAGCCACCAGCCCAGGUACCCUUUCUAGCGUUUUAUCAAACCUCAAGAGGCUGCGCUUAUCAUCAAUACACACUAGACAGGCACUUCUGUAAGUGUAUAAGAAAAAAAAAUUGUUUGGCGUUUUUUAACAUUGUCUCCAAAGUUUGCAAUUUGGAAUUGUUUCUUAAUGGCUAACCGAUGUCGAAGUGCGAGAGUUAGCUAUAAAUCCUUUGCGAAGUUUGUGCUUCACUGCUGCAUUUGUGUUGUCCCGCUUACAUGUAUACCACUGUUUCCAAUUUAUGCUCCACUCCAGUGCUCACUUUCUGAUGCCUUCUUUUUGUACUACUUGAGAACAUUGACUUCAAACCGACUAGCCUUACUUUAUGCUUGCACUCAGGUUUGUGCUAUCACAGUGUUAAAUUAAUAUAUAGCGAUACACAACUGGAGUCCUAUUCUGGACAUGCGUGGUGACUGAACGGUCGUCAUUUUCUACCUAGUUGACACUGAUUGGUUGUCGAGAGGUAACGUGUUCUUAAAUUUGGGCCGGGAAGCGGAAGUUUUACAAAAUGCAGUUUUGGGUUUUCAUCAAGAUGACGAAACGUGACGUGGAGCUGCAAAUUUUAUCGACUAAUACUUUUUUCUGGUCCUUGGCAGCUAUAUUGCGACGUUAGCACUUCAAAAAGAAAGUGAGUGGUAGUGUGCAGAAGCCCGUGCAAUGCAUCUGCAAUUUCGCGAUUAUGUGGUGGCAGUUCAAGAUAGCCGCCAUGUCAAUUUGCUGAUUGGCUGAAGGAAUAUGCCAUGAGGAUCGUCACAGGAAGGGCUGUUCCGUAAACGUCAAUUUGACAUUGCGUGACGUUGCGCUGGGCCGUCAUUGCAGACAUUUGCCUCCAUAAUUUGUGGUGUGGCGAGCCGCGCAAAUUUUGCUGAUGAGUUGCCAUAUGCAAUAGCGUUCGAGAGGCAUACGUAUCGCUGCAUUUUCCCCGUCAUUUGGGGCCGUGAAAAUCUUUUGUUCAUAACGCAUGCUCAUAGUAUUUGGAUCGCAGUCAGGAUGUGUUGGCAUUUGUGUUUUUUUGGGUCAUCAUAUUUUAAAAAACGUGCUUAUUUGAAAUAAUAUUGGUUGAACAUUACAAGCCUUCUACAACCUUUUGCACUUUUCACUGCUGCGUUUGUAUUGUAAUCAAGAUUAAUUACUUUUCACAUCAAUGUACGCAAGGUGGCGUCUUGAAGUUUCGUCACGCGGUGCAAGUAAGCAGCAACACAAGCACCGGCAGUGCCCGUGCUUGUGUCGCGCAAGCGGAUACCUGUGGCACGCGCAACACUGCGGUGAUAUUCGGCUGCUUUUCAGCCAGUCAAGUUGGGCUGAGUUACUCGCAUUUCACAAGAUGACGAUAAUGCAGACAGGACAUGCGCUCAUCACCACUGGUAGGUCACGUAUACUGUCUCAAGGUAGAAAACAAGCACGUUGGGGGCAGUUUACGACUACUCAUUUAGUUUUCCAAGGAAACGCAUCCUAGCUACUGAAGUAGCCGACGGCUUGUACGCUAGAGACGACGGAAGCGAGAAACAUUUUCGACAGAAUAAUCGUGCACUUUGAACUAGUUGCUUUAUUUUUACUGAGGAAAACUGUUUUGCUUCAUCAAGAACGCUGGGUUCAAUGCCUUGAUUUCAGUUUCCGAGGCAGAACGUCAAGUUUGCUUCACGUUACGAAAGCAAAACGGGGCCAUCAGCGCCAUUUUGUACACGUUGCACCUACGUCACACCUUGAAGAAAAUGGCAGAAUCUCCAGAAUAGAGCCACUGAACACCCUUAUCUUCCCAUUUGUUUGUAGUUGCUAGACCACACGAGCAGAAAGUGCACGCUUGUGCAUUACUCCUGCACUAAUCUGAUUUUGAAUGUUUUUGUUUUAAGUUUGUUGCUUAAAUUGAAUGCUGUAUACAAAGACUAAAGAGUCCAUUUUCCCAAGUUUGUCUGUCUGGGCAGCUAAACCGUUUCUUCCAGACCUGUCGUGGUUGAAAAAAAAAAAAAGGAAGUCUGUUUUGUUACAGUAUGUACCAGAAGCCUUUCACAGGCCGCGAGAUGAUAAAAAGUAUUCGCGCUCUUUUAAGCAUAGCUGCCUAAAAGCAGUAGGUGUGAAGUGCUAUAAGUUUAGAUGCUUGGAAAACCUUGUUUGCAAGAACAAGAAUUACUAAGGUGUCCGUGGAGAACCACACAUUCACAUGACACUUCUUGUGGCUCUUGGCUGACUUCCCACUUACCUAAAUUAUGGUGCAGUGUCAUUUCAAUAUACACGUAAUGAAUCAUAUCCUGUUAGUUGCUUUCUUCUUUGAUUUUACGUUUGCUUCUCGCAUUGUUUAGAAGCGUGAUGGACAUUGUAGUGCUGAUUUGUAUGCAUAAUGCAUUUAUAAGCUAUGUUUAUGUCAUGUGCAUUUGCAGUUCGUGUUUAUCGAAUGAGCUGCUUGUCUUGGAGAUAUUUUAGAGUGCAGCUCGUAGGCUCCCGUUCCUGCAUUGAGCAUCGGCGUGCCUCGGCAUCGUAUCUCGUAACCGAGCGAACGAGCUCAGCAAAAGUUAAAUGCGAAUGCGAAGUGCAGUGGGAGAUGAAAGAAGAAAGCGCAAGAAAGAAACUGGAGGAGGAGGCUACAGUGAAAGCGUGAGGCGGAAAGUGGAGGAGGAGCGGAGGGGAAACACCUUGCAGUAAGUUGCCCGUAUCCGCAGCCGCGUGGGCGAUCUCAUCUAUACGUCCGAGCGGGAGGCGAGGUGGCGUGAGGUGGGGAGGGCUACGCUUGUCUGCGGUGUCAGCUGCUGAGGUCAGUCCGCGGUCCAGUGUGUGUGACGGGGAUCACUGCUCCCACAAGGGGUGAUGGUGAACGGCUACAAGUAAGGCUCGAUGUGACGCUUUGGUUGUCGCCGCUACUGACACUGUUGGCAUAAUUUCCUGGGGAUGAAGAGCCACUCUUAUCGUUAGUGGAACGGGCCGCUCUCGUCGUUGGUAAUCGUCGGUGAUUUUUUUUUUUCAGUGGAAAUCCAGCUUAUUGCAUUUAUUUUGUGCCUGUGCUCACCACCCACUUUUUUUCUGGCUUCUCACAUGAGCAGCAUACAUAUUUUAGUUUCAUUCUUUAGUUGGUGGUGUGUUUCAACUAUUGUACUUGCAUUUGUUUAGAACUUUACAUUUUCUUGUGGGCAGGGAAAUUAUGGGGAGUUGCAUGGGCAGUACUGUUUAUGAUUCAGCUCUUUGUUGACCGAAGCUGAGUUCCGGCUUCAGCUUGUCCUAUUCUGAUUUGAUGCCUGUGACAUUUUGUUUUUAUGCACCUAACUGUUAGGUGCUGCAGGUUGCCAAGAGUGUUGGUGCUACUGUAUAGUUGUGAUUCUUUAGGAUAUUCCUAUCAUUGUUUUACAUAUUGAGUUUCUGACGCAGUUAUGCAGUGCCCUUCGUGCCUUUUGAAUUAAAUAUUGUUACAGGGAUGUUGGGAGUACAGAAAGAGUGUAUUUACAAUAUAUAUAUAUAUAUAUAUAUAUAUAUAUAUAUAUAUAUAUAUAUAAUACACAAAAUGAGUCGGAGUAAAGAUGGCUGACCACCACCAACAACACGCAGCAGUCAGCGUCCCAUGAUCUUCUUCCUCUCUCUUUCAUCAUUCUGUAACAAUAUUAAUCAGGUUGGUCAACAGAAACCUUGGAAAACAAUGGUAGCACUCUCAAAAUGAAUCAAAUUGAGGUGCAUAAUGUAUACAAGUAGCCCAGAACAAGCAGCCGCUUAGUCAAGAGUACAAGUCCUGUCACUAUGUAGUCACAUUUAGAUACUCAUUUUAAGGUAAAGAGCAGAAUGUUUAAAGAAAUAUUGAUGAUCAUUGAUAGAAAGGUGGUUAGAAAUCUUCUCAAAGGAAUGAUAAAUGCAAAAGUAUGAAGGCUGCCACUUUGCUGGUUGAGUGCCUGCUCCUGGACAUGAGUUGCAAUCACUGGCAGCAAGACAGAAGUUCAGUGACUGAAAGUGAGGGCUGGCGACUACAGCACCAACUGAAAGUUGCAGAAAGUAGGGUGAUGACAGUAGCUGCUUCUAUGUCUCUGGUGACAGGUUAUACCAGUCCAAGCCACCUCUGAAUUUGACCAUGCAUGAAGACUCUUAUAGGCAAGGAUACACUUCAAAUUACCAUGUUAUCAUAAUAGAAGUAUAAACACCGUCAGACUGCAUAACUGCAUGGAAAGCUUUGAAAGUGCUUAGUGAGCAUGAACAGAAACUUAUAAGCGGAACUGGUGACCUUCAGACAAUCAAAUUUGAAGCUGCAAUGUGGUCUUGUCAUUCUUAUUUCUACCAUAUUUUUUAACUGGAAAGUAUGGUGCAUUAGUACGAAGUUGAACUCAGCAUAAUGUAAACUUGCAUAUUUCACAGUUAUGGUUAACUCAAAACAGUCUUGAAUUUCGUUUGCUCACAGCACUUUCACUCCAUUAUUAUUGUUAUUGCUUACCUAAUUAAUAUGUGACCUAAAGCUUUAGGUCAGAUGUUCUAGCCCCUCUGGUGAAGUAGCACAGCUUCUGCAGCUGUACAUAAAAAAAGGAGUGGUAUAGAACAAGUGAAAACCAAUGUGUUGGUGUUGGAGAGCUUGUAUUGUGUUGCUGAAGCACCUGACUGUGGCUGGUUGAGAAUAUUUGAUGACAUUGCCAUGAAAUACUUGUUUUGCAGUUAUCACUUGGGUGUGCAUGUACCUGAUAUUACCUAGGUUUCUCUAGAACUAGACAUACACUUUGUAUAAUGGCAUAAGGAACUUUGUUAGAAUGUGUCUUAUUCAAGUUCAGAUAAUUCAUACUUGUGCUAAUCAGUCAAGAAUUAGCACUCCCAAAGAAUUUUAAUUAAUAAAGAGCACUGUUCCUGGUUUGCUUGGUCUAGUUGAAUUUGAGCCCUGGGAAUUUGUUCUAGGAAUCAUCUUUGCUUAUACUGUUAUUGUUUUUCACGAAGAAGAAAAUAAAGAGUACGGCUUGACUAA
This is a messenger RNA of Dermacentor andersoni, 12875 nucleotides long. RefSeq names its product selenocysteine lyase-like. NCBI's taxonomy places the organism in Eukaryota, Metazoa, Arthropoda, Arachnida, Ixodida, Ixodidae. The record is from RefSeq and is a predicted model, not a curated record.